Messenger RNA from Dendrobium catenatum, 2548 nucleotides. RefSeq lists its product as uncharacterized. The record is from RefSeq and is a predicted model, not a curated record. Lineage: Eukaryota; Viridiplantae; Streptophyta; Magnoliopsida; Asparagales; Orchidaceae. The transcript has 8 exons. The coding region runs from base 379 to 2403 and encodes 674 amino acids.
UCCCUAAUUCCGCUAAUCACCAAUCUCUACCAUUUGCGGCCCGUCCUCUCCAACAAGCUUUAGGUCGUCUGAAGCACAAACGCCGUGGAGUGUACGUCGUCUUCUUCCUGUCAUUGCCGCCGCUUUCGCUGCCUUCGCUGCUAACUCUUUUGUUUGUUUCCACCAGCCGGUGUGGGGAGAGGAGGAGGUGUUUUGAGUUGUGAGAUGCUAGACUGAGAAAGCUCAGAUUUGAGGGUCAGUGAUUGUUUCGAGGAAGAAAGAAAUACUGUUUCCCUUCACGCUAUUAAAGGUUGGGUGCAUUGAGAGUUAUGAGAUUUUAUGACUUAUGCUACUCUGGUCUCUGGAGUUUGAUAUCUAGAAGGAUUCUUCCUCACUUUCAUGGUUAAGAUGCCCACAUCAUUAUUUCCAAAGCAAAAGGGUUUGCAGACGUCUUCAGAACUUUUGGGGCGUAGCAGGAAUGUUAUUUUUGGCAGGACUUGGUUGUUCUUGUCGCAACCAUUCUCGACUAUUGGCCUUUUCCCUCAGUUUGGUGCCAAUGCUGUGAAAAAUGUGCAUACAAUUGAUCAGAGAGCAAUGUUUUCUGUUAUUGGAACAAUAUCUCGCAAGUUUUUUACUCCUUCAGUGACCGACUUUCUUUGUCAAUCCUGUGCAAAGCAAAUUGACAUCCUGCUCUCCGAGACCACAAAAAAAUCUUUAUUCACUGCAUUCCAGCGAAAUGCAAUGUCUGCUUGUAGUUAUGUAACAGGCAGAACGGAAUCAGUUUCCCAUAAUCUUGGCCUCGGAGAAAAGACUAAUGGGCAUGCACAUGGUAUGAUUCGAAGUGGUAUUUGCAAUUUUCACAACGGUCUUGAUCAUUACAGAAUUAUCAAUGGCAGCCUACAUAAUGAAGUAGCAGGCGGUAGGAAAUUGAGUUACUGGUGUGCAUCGUCUGAUGCUACUGAAUUUUAUUCAAAAUUUGUGCCAUGCUUUUCAUUAUGGAAAAAGGACUUUCGGCUGGCUUGUACUGCUCAAUAUUCUACAGGAGCUGCUCGGAAUGUUUCUUUUGAUGGCGUGCUACAGGACGAGCAGCUUGACAGCUCUGUAGUUGAGCAAAACAGUAUAAUCCUUCCUAAAUCAGCAGCUCGAAUAUGGAAAGAGUUCUGGCGUGAGUCAUGCGUCCCACGGAUUGAGCACUGUAGCCGUUGGAUUGUUUUGCUCUUUGAAAGGCUGGAUUUUGACAAUAAUCCUUCACGAAUCAGCAACCCAAAUAUGGAAGGUGAUCGACGUGAUCCAUGCGAGCCUUUCACGGAUACCCAUCCUGGCCGUACGAUUGAGAUGUUAACACUCCCCCUCAAGCUGGAGAAUACAAAUCUUUUAUUUCCAUAUAUUGCAGCGGCAAAUGAUAGUGAUGAAGGUUAUAUGAAUCAAGCCUGGAAUGUGCAGGGCAUCAAUGAAGUCACCCAAAUAUGGAAGGAGAUCGACAUGAUCCAUGUGAGCCUUCCACGAAUUCCUAUCCUGGCCUGGGAUAAAGUGUCAAUGGACGGCUGGGAUUUAACAGAGAUUGGCGUGCCCACGGAUUCUCAUCCUGACCAUGGGAUCAAGUGUCAAGGGAUGGUUGGGAGUCGUGUUCAACUUCAUGGAACUGUUUUCCACAGGAAGUCACUCGGGGAUAGAUCCUUGAAGCUGCUUUCUGGUUCAUGCUAUUUUCCACACCCAGAUAAGGAAGCAACCGGAGGAGAAGAUGCACAUUUCUUAUGUGAUGAUGAGCAAGUAAUUGGAGUUGCAGAUGGUGUUGGUGGCUGGGCAGAUCUUGGUGUUGAUGCUGGACAAUAUGCUAAAGAACUUAUGUCAAAUGCUGUAUCUGCAAUACAAGAUGAACCAAAGGGGCUGAUCAAUCCUUUGAGGGUGUUAGAGAAAGCCUACUCUCGUACUAAAGCUAAGGGAUCAUCAACAGCUUGCAUUAUUGCUCUCACCAAUCAAGGGAUUCAUGCUGUCAAUCUUGGGGAUAGUGGAUUUAUAGUUGUCAGAGAGGGUUGCACUAUCUUUCGUUCUCCGGUUCAACAACAUGAUUUCAAUUUUACUUACCAACUUGAGAGUGAAAAUGGCAGUGAUCUUCCUAGUUCGGCUCAGGUGUUUACCUUCCCUGUUGAAUCCGGCGAUGUCAUCGUUGCCGGAACAGAUGGAUUAUUCGACAAUCUGUACAAUACUGACAUAAAUGCCAUUGUUGUUCAUGCUGUGAGAGCCAGGCUUGGACCGCAGGUGACCGCUCAGAAAAUAGCUGCACUUGCUCGCCAGCGAGCUCAAGACAAGAACAGGCAAACGCCAUUUUCGACGGCCGCUCAGGAUGCCGGAUAUCGCUACUAUGGAGGCAAACUGGAUGAUAUUACAGUCGUCGUCUCGUAUGUCACUUUCAACACUGCUUGAGGCUAUUUCUUUAUUUUCCUUUUUUUUUUCUUUAAAUUUUGUACAGCUUUUGUAGAUAGAGUUAGAGGAGAUCAGAGCAUCAAAAGAUAUAGAACUUACAAACAUAAUUUGAAAAAAAGAGAAUUUCCCUUUUAUCUAUAUUUUA